UUGGACUUUUUCCAUUUUGGCCCAAUCUUUUGGGGCCCAUUGAGGGUCCAGAGGUUGUCGCGACGCGGAGGGGAGAUUUGAGGUUAUAUUAGAGAUGGAGAGAGAAUUUGUCCACAUCCCAAAUCAUUUGCAAUCUCUCUCUCUCUCUCUCUAGAAUCUCUCUCUAGAAUUCCUCUCUAGAUUCUCUCUAGAAUUUCUAGAGUUUCGUCCGAUCCCGAGUCCUCCUAGCGCGCGUCUCGGUUUCCGCUCCCGACUGUUGUUUGAGAAGUUCUAGCCCGACACCGACUCGAUCCCGUGAUGGCUGAGCGAUUCAUCAGUAGCCACGACUUGGCAGCUAAGCUCUUGGCGGAACUGGACGCAGAGACUAUGUCUGUACCCCCGGCUCCAAAAGAUACCGAGUCUAAGAGGGCUAAGAAGCCUCACGUCCGCUCCCGUAAGGUGAAGUCGGAUGUGGAGAAGGCUCAGGCUGCUGCAAAAGCCGAGGCGGAGUUGGCGGCUAAGGCGCCUUCGCUUUUAGCCUCGAAGGUUUCUGACAAGGCCUCGUCUGGGGUUUCAUCGGGAAGCAAGCGGAAGGCUCCGAGCUUUCCCGAGGAUGCUUUGAUGGGCUCUGAGGAGCCUAUACAGAAGCGUACCCGAGUCGAGAAGUUUGGGAUUGAUACUCCCUUUACUUCUAUUUCUUCGGCGCAGAAGAUGGCUAGGGUGAGGUCUGCUCUUCAUACCCUCUAUACCGAUGCCGAUGAUAAGGCACUCUUGGACUUGGGCAUGGGCGAGAUCAAUGCAUUGUACGAGUCCUGGCUUGAGACCUCCAUUCGUAUGACUUCUGUGAUAAAUCGUCGCUCCCAAUUUGAGGAGGGCGUUAUUGAGCUGAAAGGGGAGAUUGACACCCUUAAGAAGCAGAUUCAGGAGAAGGACGCUGAAGUUACUCGGCUUACUACCGAGUUAAAUUCUCAGAAGGAGACCUUCGAAAAAGCCUCCACUGCUGUCAAGGAGCAUAAAGCACUGAAGGAUAAUCAGAAGGUGCUGACUGACGACCUUAACGCUGUUACCCUCGAGAGGAACACCCUUCAGAAGGAGCUGGACGAGCUACGCGUCAAGCUGUCGUCCGCAGAGAAGAAAGCCAAGCGCUCCGCGCACAAGUUGAAGAAGGCCUCCCAAGAGGCACAGGCUGGGCACUCUGAAUUUUUGGAGGGAUGGAAGAGGUCCCCUGAGGGUAUGGAUUUCUUGGGACAGAUGGCUUCUCGUUCCUACCGGAUGGCGGUCAGGGAAACGAAGGAGCGGUUAAAGGGAAUCCUGGUCGGUCCCGACUCCUCUUUGGACUGGUCGAGGGUCGAGGCUGAGUUUGACGCUCGCAUAGCCGAGGAGCAGCGAGUGAAUGCCGAAAAGGCUGCAAUGAAAGAUCCUCCUCAAUCAUCUGCUUCCAAAGCGCCUCAGCCUUCGGUUUCGAAGGUUUCUGAGGACCCGACUGAUCUUCCUUCCACACCUCCCGAGGCUCCAACUCCAAACCCCGAUGCGGACGUUGAACCAGAGGACCUUCUAUCGGAGGGUUCCAAUGAUGAGGAUGGUACUGGCAGUACCGACAGCUCCCCUGCCAAGACUGCUGCUGUUUAG
Molecule: messenger RNA, 1608 nt
Organism: Beta vulgaris subsp. vulgaris (sugar beet)
Lineage: Eukaryota; Viridiplantae; Streptophyta; Magnoliopsida; Caryophyllales; Amaranthaceae
Exons: 4
Coding region: 298-1608 (436 amino acids)
Source: RefSeq, a predicted model, not a curated record